Messenger RNA from Phoenix dactylifera (date palm), 1099 nucleotides. Its product is annotated as DNA repair protein XRCC4. Lineage: Eukaryota; Viridiplantae; Streptophyta; Magnoliopsida; Arecales; Arecaceae. Gene Ontology annotation, cellular component: nucleus; DNA-dependent protein kinase-DNA ligase 4 complex; DNA ligase IV complex. The record is from RefSeq and is a predicted model, not a curated record. Gene Ontology annotation, biological process: double-strand break repair via nonhomologous end joining; positive regulation of ligase activity; DNA recombination. Gene Ontology annotation, molecular function: DNA binding.
GAUUGAUCAGGAGUCAUGGCGCAUUAGAAAAGGCCGUCUCCCUGUAAGAAGCCCUCUGCCUGUUGCCAUUUCUCUUUCAGCUAGGUCGCGGCCGCGGAUCUUUGGCAUGGAGUCUUCCGUCCGGCAUACCUGUCUCAAACUGGACCUCCCCGUCGAAGACCCCAAGGUCAAAGACGCCAUCUUUAUAAAGGGCACCUGGUUCCCCUCCCACUUCCACCUUGCCAUCACCGACGGCCUCAACGCUUGGACCUGCCGCGCGUCGGAAGAGGAGGUGAGGCAGAGAGCAGAGCAGUGGGACCAGCCACCGGCAGAGUACGUCGCCCUGGCCGAGCGGUACCUAGGGUUUCGGCAACCGGGUUCGAAAUACGGCUUCGACGAUGCCGGACAUGGGCAGAAAAGACUGUCGUGGACAUUUGAAAAGCAAGGUACCAAGAUGGAGUGGCGUUGGAAGUGCCAACCAUCAUCAAAUAAUAAGCAAACUACAUCUGAAAUCCUUGAUUUUCUUAUGGAUGCAAAUAUACACCUAAGUGAAGAAGUAGUUAGAAAGACCCAGUCCUUAGAGAAACUGAAAGCAGAAGCUGAGAGAUGCUUAUUACAAAGUGAGAAAUUUAACAAUGAGAAAGCUGAAUUUGAAUCUGCAGUCUAUUCAAAGUUUGUUGCUGUCUUGAACUCAAAGAAGGCCAAACUGAGAGAGCUGAGGGAUCGGAUAUCAAAACUGGAAGCCACGGGGAAAUCUUCCAAGGAAGAAGAUGAUUCCACCGAUAAAACAGAGACCUUUGAUGAAGGUAGUGAUGGAGGAAACUGGUGAUGAUAUUUCUUGUACUUCGGAGAACAUUGCCAUUUCUUCAAAGGGCAGAAAGAGGACACGGAAGUAGUUUUAUUCUGCACAACAAUCAAAGCAUGUCAGUUAUCCAUCAUUUUGUACAAAAUUUUACGCAUUCACUCUCUCAUGAGCUUGGUUUUUCAGAGAGUUGUGUUAGAGAUUCUUACCUGGUUAUAGUGGAUUGUUUGGUUCAGGUAGGGUCAGAGUAGGUCGAGUAAAUGCUUUGCUCAGAUUUUGUUUAGAUUAAAGCCAAGGUGGGUCUGAUCGAGGUUUUGU